Acanthopagrus latus (yellowfin seabream) is the source of this 1505-nucleotide messenger RNA. Its product is annotated as phospholipase A and acyltransferase 2-like. Gene Ontology annotation, molecular function: glycerophospholipid phospholipase A1 activity; A2-type glycerophospholipase activity. The coding region runs from base 134 to 670 and encodes 178 amino acids. The transcript has 5 exons. The record is from RefSeq and is a predicted model, not a curated record. Gene Ontology annotation, biological process: N-acylphosphatidylethanolamine metabolic process. NCBI's taxonomy places the organism in Eukaryota, Metazoa, Chordata, Actinopteri, Spariformes, Sparidae. Gene Ontology annotation, cellular component: cytoplasm.
GGCGGGACGGAUGCAGCCUUGGGGGAGCCUUUUGAGGACCGCUGUUCUAUAUAUUGUUACAGAACACACCCUGUAAGAGGAACUGCCAUAUAGCAGAUGAUACAGUCCUCACCUAACUUACCUGGAGUCAGCCAUGGAUUAUCAGAAGCAGGUUGGAGAAAUUGUGUCCACUGCCAAAUUUGGAGACUUGAUAGAAUUUUCCUAUCCUAUUGGCUAUUCACACUGGGGAGUGUAUGAUGAAGAUGGGCACGUAAUCCAUUUUGCUGUUGCAGAGGAGGGAGAAACGCUCAAACUCAUACGUACUCACCUGCAAUCAAUAUUGCCUGUAUGUGGGGACCUUCUAAUUGGGGAAACCAGGAUCCGGAGAGUACCUCUUGGUGAGGUGAACGUCCCCUCGGGUGCCCAGGUCUUGAUCAGUAACAACCGCCAUGCCUUCACACCAUCCACACCUGAGGAUAUGAGGCUUCGACGCGAUGCCCUUCUGGAUCAGGUCUUCACAUAUGACCUUCUCAAACUCAACUGCGAGCACUUUGCCACUUUUGUACGCUAUGGAAAGGCUGUUUGCAACCAGAUUCCUACAAGAUCCAAGAAUGUGGAGAAAGUGGAGGCAACUGCAACCUUCGAAGGCAUUGUCUCCCCCAAAGAAACUGCUGAGAAUCAUUCUGAAUGAGCCCACUGACUCUAUUGUACUGUUUAUUAACUUACAUGAUGCUAACCAACCUUUUAAGUGGUGGUAGAAACAACUAGAAAUAAACACUAUUACAUCUCUCUGUAUUCCUCAGUUCUAGACAUUCAAGGUUUUCUUUGUUGGCCCUCUGUAUAGUUUGGAUGGAGUUUUUUUCUAAUGCUAGAGUGGAAAAUAAGUACAUUAAGACUACAACAAACAUUGUUGAAAUUAUUGUUAUAUCUGUAAAAUGCCCAUUAUAAAUUUGAGUCGAAGAUGAGGCAGUCACACUAGAUUUAACCACACGUUUUCUAUAAAGCAUAGAAGAUAUUUGGAUUACCAUUUUACUGUAUGUGGCAAAAAAGCAAAUUGUCACUCAGUGGAACUGAAACCAGAUGAUAAUAGCCAACAAAGACUCCAGAUGUAGGUAGAUGAGAAUAAAAUGUCAAUCUGUCAAUCAGUGCAAAUGGAUUAAAUAUGUGUUGAUUUUUUUGAUACUCAGUUGAGAGUCUGAAAUUGGAAAAUGAAAAAUGUUUUUUUUUUUUUUAAUUUUGGUAAUUGUUUAUGACUUGUUUAAACUUUUUUUUCCCCCCGAUUUGUGUAAGGUUGAAUUUACUCACGCAGACGUUGAGGUUUUUAGUAGGUUCUUAAUGCUGCUUUUUAUUCAUCCUCCAGAACUGCCCUUUGCUACAAGAGUGUCUUUGGGCUUGUUAGGACAGGCUGUCCUAACAAUAUUUUAAUUUCAGCUUUGUGCUGGCAAGCACUGUUGGGCAAGUAAUUCAGAAAGUCAUACUUUUAUCCUUGUCCGUGUCUUCUUCAUUUAAUCACUUACGUAAGUGCA